Symbiodinium necroappetens is the source of this 429-nucleotide messenger RNA. Lineage: Eukaryota; Dinophyceae; Suessiales; Symbiodiniaceae. The record is from the annotation of a GenBank genome assembly.
GUCAGUCUCCCACUCACAGUGGAUGACCCAGCAACGAUUACGGAGAAUGCCACCUUGACUAAUGCCAUGAUUGCGGGCUUUGCGCAGGUGAUGGGCGUGGAUGCCUCUCAAGUAACGCUUGAGUUCACGACCCAGUCUCGACGCCUUAGUUCAAGGCAGCUUCAAGCGACGCUCCUGGCCAUCUUUAAGGUGACUUUGCCAAGUGCUGAGGCCGCCGACCAAACUCGGGUGGCCAUCGAUGCAGUCUCACUGGAGGACACCAACAGCGCAAUCACCCAGGCCGCUGCGGAUGCCGGCUACGCGGGCACGAUCCAGGUGACUGGCAAGACCACGGCGAUUGCCCCCGCAGGCCCGUCAUCUUCGGCGGCCCUGUCCUCCAGCGUGAAGAACUUGGCCUUCAUCGCAGUCCUUGCUGCAUUCUGCUUCUGA